AUGGAUAGUCUCGUCAAAAAUGGUCCCUACGUGAACAAGCUGCUCUUAAAUGCUCUUUAUCUCCAAAACAGCAUGUACAGUGAUCGGAAGUCUUCUUUAUUUGACGGUAGGGAGUCGAAUUCGAGGGGUUCGGUAUUUUACGAGCGCUUCAAGUCUCUACUGCCUAACUAUAUUGAUAAACCUACGAUUCCAACUGUAGUGGCUUUGUUGACAUGUGGAGCAUGUCUGGUUCCAUAUGGCUACCAAAGUGCUGGGUGGGCACUUUCUGGUAUGGGAUAUCAAAUGAUCGUCGACCUUGGUUGCCACUUGGAUAAUCCAGCUGCCUCAAAAGCCGCAGCUAUUGAGCAAGAAAUGAAAAAAAGAAUUUACUGGGGCGCUUUUGUCGGUGACAAAUUCCAGUCUUUGUUUCUUGGCCGACCGAUUGCUAUGCACGAGUCUACUGGAAAUGUCAAACAGAAGUAUCUCGACUCCUUUGAAGAAAUGGAAGAGUGGACACCAUAUGUUGACACUCUCUGUCAACCUGAUGAUGGGUCUCUUCAACCCUAUCGUGGUCAACCAUCCCGUGCCGUUAGCACAUUCCAGACCUUGCUACAACUUUCCAAGAUUGCGGCUCGAAUCAUCCAAGCUUUCUAUUCCGUUGGAAGCCUAACAAGCUCAGAGUCAGCCCUUUUACGCAUAAAAAGUGAGAUCACUGAAGGACUCAGUUAUUGGUGGGACAAUCUUCCAUCCUGGCUGUUGUUUGAUCCAAGGGUGGACACCACGCCUCCGCCACAUCAAAUCACACCACACGCGCUGUAUUGGACUCUACUUAUUUUGACCGAGCAGGCCUUUCUCAACCGUGGUCGUUUCAAUUUCACUUUAGAUCCUGAUUCAGCGGAAACCUCUCGAAAACUAUGCAUACAGGCAGCGCUCAGGAUCUGGAGGCUUGUAGAAGCCUAUAAACAAGUCUUCACUCUUAGACGCGCCCAAUAUGGCAUCUGGUACGCGACUUACUGUGCAGCCCUCGUCAUCCUUCAACAUACAAGCCAUGACAGCAACGAGUACGCCGCUUGUAUUCAGUUCCUAUGGUCUGCACUUUCAGAGUAUCAGAAGGGGACUUGCUAUGGCUUGAAGCGGCCCCUGAAGCUACUCAAAUCCCUGAUGCGACGACUCGGGAGCGUACCAGCUGGUAUUGAAGUGGAAGAGCCAGUUCUGAUCUGCUCAACGCCCACUGAAUCUUGA
Molecule: messenger RNA, 1221 nt
Organism: Penicillium daleae
Lineage: Eukaryota; Fungi; Ascomycota; Eurotiomycetes; Eurotiales; Aspergillaceae
Product: fungal specific transcription factor domain-containing protein
Exons: 3
Coding region: 1-1221 (406 amino acids)
Biological process (GO): DNA-templated transcription
Molecular function (GO): zinc ion binding; DNA binding
Source: RefSeq, a predicted model, not a curated record